This is a messenger RNA of Leguminivora glycinivorella, 1560 nucleotides long. Its product is annotated as potassium/sodium hyperpolarization-activated cyclic nucleotide-gated channel 3-like. Lineage: Eukaryota; Metazoa; Arthropoda; Insecta; Lepidoptera; Tortricidae. The transcript is spliced from 12 exons. The record is from RefSeq and is a predicted model, not a curated record. The coding region runs from base 1 to 1560 and encodes 519 amino acids.
AUGCUUGCCAAAAAUCCCGACGCGAGCCGGUGGGGCCGCUUUUUGAGAGAGUUUCGCAAGUUGUUCUUGGUAUCGGAACGGCACCCUCUCGUCUUCGAUUAUAUACGGAGUUACCGCGCCCUGGUGGCAGAGCGGCGACGAUACUUUGUGGAAGGCCACAGUGUCAUCCAUCCGCUAAGCAUGUUCAGGUUUGAAAAUCCUUUCAACAUGUUAUUUAUUGAAAAUUGCGAUGUGUUCCUCCUGUUUUUCCAAUCUCUAUGCUUUCUCGACUUAGUAUUAUGCUUUAACAUCGGUUUAUUGAAGAAAGAGUCAGCUUCAAUAAUACUUGACCGUAGAAGUAUUGCAAGGGCAUACGUCUGUAGCUACUUUUUACCGGAUCUGUUGUCAUCUGUUCCUAUUUCCUACAUUUUGCUCAUGAUGGGAGCAAGGAGUCGGCGAGACUUGCUGAUCCCGGACCUCCUGCCUUUUAUUCGCGGCUUUCGAAUUCUUUCUAUUCUGGAAGACCUCCGGACUGCCUUACAGAUGGUGACUAAAUCGCAUCUCUGGUACCGAGUGAUCCGCCACCUCCUGUUAGUCAUACUGGCAAUACAUUGCUUCACUUGUUUUCUCUAUGUUCCUUCGUGUUUUGUACAUUAUGGUAUGGUGAUAUUUGAGGGCGCGGGUGCACUGAAAGGAGUAGUUCCAGUUGGGUACACGGGGUUCCUUGACACAGAAAACAUUACACGCGUCUUCUAUGACCUGUCGAACGGGCAACGCUAUAUAAAAGCUAUGUUUGUAGCUGGUUCCGCGUUUUUCAGCACUGGAUUCAACAUGUUCGAUAGCUAUCAUGAGCCCGAAAUAAUAGUCAACUCGUUUAUAAUGUUAUUUGGAUCCAUGUUCAAAUUGUACUCAGUUGUGUAUUGGCUAAAAACUUACAUGACCAUCUACAACUCUACUUUGAGGUACCAGGAGUUGCUGGAUCAAGUUGAGAAAUUCAUGAGUCACCACCAGUUCCCUCUGAUAUUGAUGAGGCGUUUGCGUGACUACUACAGAUAUCACUUCCAGGAGCACUAUUAUAAAGAACCAGUAGCUCUCGGCUACCUCUCAGCACAGCUUCAACAUGAGAUACGUCUCAAUACUUUACAGACGAUGGUGGAUAAAGUGGAGAUCUUCCAGAACUUACCACCGGCGUUCCUAGGCAGGCUCAUGGGAUACCUUGAACAUGAGAUAUUCUUGCCUGAUGACCUCGUCUUUCACGUCGGAGAUGUCAGUAGACACAUGUACUUCGUAUGCACUGGAACGCUAGCCCUUUAUACUGUCAAAGGAGUUGAGGCAAUGCACCUAGUAGAUGGUGACUACGUCGGAGCCCUUACCCUGCUGACGGCGAGCGUCCGACGCGUGACGACACUGGUCGCCAUUGAAAUCACGCACACUUAUCGACUGAGCUUCGAGCAUUUGGGAGAGCUGAACAAACUCAGCACGUUGUUGCUUGACCGCGUCAAGAAGGGGACCUUCAAGCGCUUCACGCAAAUUGUGCACGUGGACGAGCUUAUGCUUCUUGAGCCAUUGGCUAAUAAAUGA